AUGUUGCUUUCAAACCAGAAAUUGAUUUUUGCAGUAUUAUUCAUCUUCGCCUUGAUAUAUACUUCCUAUGGAACAACCGAUUCAGAUCUAACUGAAAGUUUAGAUAAACGUGCCUAUCAUAAAAAGAACCAUAAAAAGAGCCAUAAAAAAAACCAUAAAGAUAGCAAAUAUGAUAUUAAACGCAUAUGCAAAGGGUUCAGAUUUCUAUAUCCUUAUGCACAUGAUGAUAAAUACAACCAACCCAUACAGAUUAAAAAUGAUUCUAUAAUUACUGUCAUGUGGGCGAAAGAUCCAACAUCAGAAGUUGAUAUGUGCAUUGACUGUGAAAUGUUGAAGGAACAAGAAGGACUUGUGGGUGUUGUAUGGCAAAAGGGAAUUGAUAUGAAACCCGGUUAUGCAUCUUCUCCUGUUCAUUUUGUUGUUGGCCCAGAAGUGUCACUUCCUCAUCAAGUUGUCCUCAGAGCUUUUGGUAAUACUACCCUUGGUCCAAGAUGUGCUGCUUACUCGUAA
This is a messenger RNA of Cetraspora pellucida, 510 nucleotides long. The record is from the annotation of a GenBank genome assembly. NCBI's taxonomy places the organism in Eukaryota, Fungi, Glomeromycota, Glomeromycetes, Diversisporales, Gigasporaceae.